Messenger RNA from Engraulis encrasicolus (European anchovy), 2353 nucleotides. It is a transcript of the gene rnf2, whose product is annotated as ring finger protein 2. Gene Ontology annotation, cellular component: PcG protein complex; ubiquitin ligase complex. Gene Ontology annotation, molecular function: ubiquitin protein ligase activity; chromatin binding. Lineage: Eukaryota; Metazoa; Chordata; Actinopteri; Clupeiformes; Engraulidae. The record is from RefSeq and is a predicted model, not a curated record. Bases 198 to 1235 code for a protein of 345 amino acids. The transcript is spliced from 8 exons.
UUCCCAUAUUCCAGUUCGAGAUUUUUUCUCCGCCAUAUUGAGAGUGGUAGAACGCGCUGGACUGGAAUUGUAGCACCACAACAAAAAAUCGCAGACACUAAAACGAAGAGCACCUCUCGAUUUGUACUUCCUGAAGACUUUGUGGUGGCCCUGGUAUCAAGUGUCAGCCGCCCCUCUCUUCUUCCCAGCAGCGGAGGAUGACUCAGACCGUGCAGACCAACGGGGUCCUGCCCCUCAGCAAGACCUGGGAGCUCAGUCUGUAUGAGCUGCAGAGGACCCCACAGGAGGCCAUCACAGAUGGCCUGGAGAUCGCCGUGUCCCCGCGCAGCCUCCACAGCGAGCUCAUGUGCCCCAUCUGCCUGGACAUGCUGAAGAACACCAUGACCACCAAGGAGUGCCUGCACCGCUUCUGCGCAGACUGCAUCAUCACCGCACUACGCUCCGGCAACAAGGAGUGCCCCACGUGCCGAAAGAAGCUAGUGUCAAAGCGCUCGCUGCGGCCGGACCCCAACUUCGACGCGCUGAUCAGCAAGAUCUACCCCAGCCGAGACGAGUACGAGGCGCACCAGGAGCGCGUGCUGGCGCGCAUCAGCAAGCACAACAACCAGCAGGCCCUCAGCCACAGCAUCGAGGAGGGCCUCAAGAUACAGGCCAUGAACAGGCUCCAGCGGGGUAAGAAGCAUCAGGUUGAGAACGGCAGCGGCGCGGAGGACAACGGCGACAGCUCCCACUGCAGCAACGCGUCGGUGCACAGCAACCAGGAGGCGGGGCCCAGCAUCAAGCGCACCAAGACGUCGGACGACUCGGGCCUGGAUAUGGACAACGCCACGGAGAACGGCGCCGCCGCCGGCGACAUGGCCCUGGACGGAGCCAGCGAGAUCGAGCUGGUCUUCCGCCCGCACCCCACGCUCAUGGAGAAGGAGGACUCCGCGCAGACCAGUGUGGAAUUCGUGCCCAGGUACAUCAAGACGUCAGGUAACGCCACGGUGGACCACCUGUCCAAGUACCUGGCGGUGCGGCUGGCACUGGAGGACAUGCGCAAGAACGGGGAGGCCAGCCCCAUCAACGUGGACGCGGCCAGCGAGAAGCAAUACACCAUCUACAUCUCCACAGCCAACAGCAGCCAGUUCACAGUCCUAAAUGGCUCCUUCUCCCUGGAGCUGGUGAGUGAGAAGUACUGGAAGGUGAACAAGCCCAUGGAGCUGUACUUCGCCCCCACCAAGGAGCACAAAUAAGGCCAAGACCUGCCCUGCCAGCUCCAUCCAGAAAAGACUGAUGAUUCCCCCGUUACCUCCUACUCUCUCUCUCUCGCUCUCUCUCUCUCUCUUUCUCUCACCAUCUCUCUCUCUCUCUCUCUCUCUCUCUCUCUCUCUCUCUCUCUCUAUCCCUUUUUCCCGGUGUGGGUCUUGAUGCCCCUCAGUAACUGUGCUGCUUUUGGUUUUACUUUUUUGUUUUUGUUUUGUUUUUCUAUUGUCUUUUUGUAUGGGGGUGGGCGGGACCUGGGAGUUGUUUUCCGGUCGUUGGGUGGUCUGCUCCCCCGCCCGUCAGGUGCGUGUUCCGUGGAAGAACGCUUCAAAGGAGAGAAGCCAGCGCAACGCGACACGCCGUCAUGUAGAGUCGUCUCAUCGUGUAAAAUAUCAUCUGCCCGGCCCACAGUAGAGUACAAACUGUAUAAAAAAAACUCCACUGAUGGCCAACACACUCAGUAAACUUUUCAUUUUUGUCCUCCUCCUCUGUUCGUUUCCCCCCCCCCGGUUUUGUUCCUGAUAAUUUUGGGACUUGGUAGUUACCAUCCGUGGCAACUUGUCUGAUCACAUCAUUCAGGAUAAAUAGAAGCCAGUUAAACCCCCCGAGGUGUAAAUGUGCACCAUUUUGAACACUGGUCCUGUCCGCUGCACAUGAAUUUGCAAGAAGCAGACGGUGACACGCUCCAGUUUUAUAGCCUUAUGCUGACGGCUAAGCAGUGGACUCUCCUUCCCAAUGGUGAGGUGUCGAGGAAGGUUACUGCGACAAGAACUCUGGGUAACACAGGAGCAACACACAACACAACUCCGAAAUGCUCUAAAAGAUAUCGGACCAUUCACACAAACACUUAAAAUGAAAGAAAGAAAGAAAGCCUCUUCUUUUCCAGUUUGCUAUUUUAAGUAGAAUACGUAGCCGUUGUUGUUUCUGUCAGAGGAGGGACCUGUUUUUUAUAUAUAUAUCUUGAUGUUUCAUAAAAAAUGCCAUUGCAGACGACUUCUUUUAGAGCAUGAACUAUUUUAGUUUGACAUCCUUUGCAUAAAUAUGAGUUGUUGUUUGGAAACAUGUAUACCACAUUAUCUGUUUGGAAAAUAAAAAAAACAAUGUGUGA